AUGGCCGAACCACUAUCGGCUGUCAUAGCGAUUGUGAAGAGCACGUGGCAAACCGUUGAAUUCGCACGGAACGCGGCUCACGCCCAGAAUGAUGCCAAAAUACUAUGGGCGAGAGUUGGAGAUCUGACCAUAUUUAUCGACAAGAUCGAUGCGGUGCUACGAGACUACACCGAGCCUCUCGACAAUAGCGUCGUACAUAUCGUGCUUAGCGCUUUGACCGCAAGUAACCAAAUUUUGGAUAAGCUAGCUAGGAGAUGCCUCAAUAUUGGCGAUAGAGACGACCUCAGCCUCGUGCAUCGAAUUACUCGACCGGUAUACUUCACCUUAUCCAACAAGUCCAUCCAGAAGUUUGAGCAUGACCUCCAAACACACAUUAUGGUUUUGCAAACGGCUUUCAUCUUGCUCGAUAGAGGAGAGAACCAGGAGUCAAUCCGCAGGAUAGAAAGCCUAAUUAUGAGCCUGGGAGCGCGUUUCAGCCAAAUUGCGCAGUAUACCCAUUGGUCAUAUCAGGAUUCGAUAGGACGGCCUCAUCUAUCGGUACAAACACUCAUAGACAUUGGAGACCAGACAGAAGCCACCACAAACACAGCAACAGGCUUCCCAGGUUUCUCGCCUUCAGUCCAGACACAAAUGAAGAGCGAGAUCGGAAUUCCUAGUAGUCCUAUUGAACUGCUUACCCACCAAGAGACACGCGAAUGGGGCUCAGUCCAUCGGAAACCAUCUGAAACAGCUACGGAGAGUGGCAAUGCACAAACCGAGUGCAUUGCUGCAAUCAUUGAGGCUAUCGUGAACCAUUCUCCGGAUUUCGAGCAGGUUCUCGCCGAUGGUGUAGGCCUUGACGCGACCGAUGACCAAGGCCGUACUCCCUUGAUGCACACAAUUUUUCAGCACGGAAACAGGUGCAACGACUGCCUUGAUUGCAUGAAAAUGCUACUUGGGCGCAAGUUCAACGCGAACACGAAUUGCGAUGGAGAGACAGCACUACAUAUGGCUGUGAGAUACAAUCAUCUGGAAGCUGCCAAGAUGUUACUGCAAGGAGAUGCUGACGUCAACGCAUCAUUUCCAAAUACACCGUUACUAUUAGCCACAAAGGAAAACCAGAGCGCAUUCGUGGAGUUGUUCUUAGCACAUGGCUCGAAUCUCAAUGUAGCUGACGACAAUCAUCGGGGACUUGUCCACCAUGCUACCUGGCAUAACAGCAGUGAAGCACUCCUUGCUCUACUAAAGAACAACAAAGCUCUUGCACUCAACCUGGACCUCGAUGCUCGCUGCGACAUGGACUGGACGCCGCUCAUGCAUCUCGCCGAAAACGCACACUGGCCAGAAAACGUUCACCUAGCGCAUACUCUUCUCGAAUACGGAGCCGAGGUGGAUGCUGUAGAUAAGUGUGGGAACUCAGCUCUAUACUAUGCUGUAACAAUCGGGGCAGCAUCGCCGCAACGGAACAAGUUCGUGCAAGAACUAGUUGAUAGAGGUGCCAACGUAGACGCUGUGCGAUCAAAGGUUACAAAGCGCACCGUGAACAAGUUCGUUGCUUUGAAGCAACAAGCAAGCCCUAGGGGUGGUACGUUGCCAGCCAUGAGACCAAGACCGCUGCAGAGGCUAUAG
This is a messenger RNA of Parastagonospora nodorum SN15, 1608 nucleotides long. RefSeq lists its product as hypothetical. The transcript is spliced from 2 exons. NCBI's taxonomy places the organism in Eukaryota, Fungi, Ascomycota, Dothideomycetes, Pleosporales, Phaeosphaeriaceae. Bases 1 to 1608 code for a protein of 535 amino acids. Gene Ontology annotation, molecular function: protein binding. The record is from RefSeq and is a predicted model, not a curated record.